GGUAUUGAGAAGACAAGUAUUAAGUAUUGGAAAUAUAUAUGAAUUGACAAUUAGUCUUCUUGUAUUGGGAAGUCCUACAGUUGUUUGGGGUUUUCAAAAAGGUGUAUUGUAUUGUUUCUAUGUAAUCAUAAUUAUGGUAUGGGUUGGCUCAGUUCAAUGUAUUAUUUGCUUUUAUAAUUUACCGAUAUAUAUAUGGGAGUUCUGUAGAAUAAGAAUAGCUCAUAGAAAAAUUCAAGAGAAAUACCAUUUUUUUUUAUUUUGUUUGUGUUGUCUUCCUUCUUCUGGGUUCUUUUUCUGGUUUGAGUUAGAAACCAGAGUAGAAAAGGAAGGAGAGGAAGAGCUUAAUCAUACAGAAAUACAGAAAUUAAGAAAUGGGGAGAUUCUGUGAUUUGCCAAGUGAAGUUGUGGAGAAAAUCAUGUUGUUGGUGCCUGCAGAUUCUCUAGUAGAAUUUAAAUCUUUGAACAAGUUUUGGUAUUCUUGUUUUUCCACUUUCAUCAACGAUCCAAAAUUUGCAGCUAAGCACCUCCUCAAUACCAAAAACCAAUCUUCUAUGUCCUUACUUUGUUUCAAAGACCCUUCUCCCCAUGACGAUCAUCGCUUGAUCACAUACCCAUUGCUUACUAUUAUCCAUGGUGACGAUGAUGAUGAUAGUAAGAAGGAUCAUUUAAGAACUGCCACAGCGGAUCUGACUAUACCACUUUUGGAUAUGAAUCGAUGGGAUAGAAUAUAUCACUGUGAUGGACUCCUUUUGCUAGUAAAUUAUAGUUUCAAGAAGACUGUAACUAUGGUGUUGUGUAAUCCAGUUUUGAAAGAAUCUAUGAUUCUCCCAAAACCAAAGAAUGUUACAUUUACGCCUCGUCAUCAGUACAUAGGAUUUGAACACGAUUCUAGAAACAACAAAUACAAAUGUGUUUCCAUUUCCCUUGGUUACAAAAAACAAUGUCAAGUUGAGGUAUACACAUUGGGUUCUCAUUCUUGGAGAGUGAUCAACAUGUCUCAAGAUUUAAUGGAUGAUAUUGUGGGUUGUGAAUUACAACGUGGUGUAUGUUUUAGAGGUGUUUGUUACUCGUGUAUUACCCGAUUUGGAAUUGAAAAGAUCCUCAGUUUUGAUAUGAGUAGUGAGGUAUUUUGUGUGAUAGAUUUUCCAGAUUUUGAACCUUUACUUGCCGUUAAUGAUUCCUUCUAUGAUUAUUAUGGGCUCCUUGCAGUGUGGAAUGAUUCUGUUGUGAUGUGUUUGUUCCUUGAAGCCCCAUAUCAUGAUAAGAGCUUCCUUUUUGUCUUCACCAUGGAUAAAGACGUAGCAGGUUGUUGGACCAAAUAUGAGCUGAUUCGACCACUAAAACAGUAUUUUGAUGAGUUACUACCAUUUUUGAAGAAUGAUGAGAUUCUAAUGCCAGUCUCUGAAGAUUAUAUCUGGGGCAUAAAACACUUGGCUUCUUUCAACAUUCAUACUCAAAAGUUCAAAAAUGUUGUUUUUGAUGUAGAUAGAAAAUUAAAGUUAACUUAUAAUUCGGUUUGUUCAUAUGAGAAAAGUCUGGUUUCUAUUAGGAAUGAGUGAAGGAAGUUCAGUUCCAAACAAACACAUCUCUGGUUUGGCUGUGGAAGUGUAGAGACUAAAAUGUUAUUUGUUUAGUAGUUUGAUUUUGUGGAACCAAAGUUGUCUCUUAUUUAAACAUUUUCUAUAUAAUUAUUUCAUCAUUGAUGCCUUGCAGAGUUUACAUAAAUGCUAAAGAAAAUUAUUCAUUCUUAACAGUAAGAUGAUAUCAUGAUAUAUAGUUUAAGCAUAAGUAUAUUUGUUGAAAGAUAGAGCCCCAACUAAAAAAUAGAAGAUAUAACAAGAGAUACAUGAGAAAUGUUGCCAAGAGUAAAUCUAUAAAUCUCUUUUAAAGCCUUUAUUAAUGAUC
Messenger RNA from Cannabis sativa, 1905 nucleotides. RefSeq names its product putative F-box protein At3g23260. Lineage: Eukaryota; Viridiplantae; Streptophyta; Magnoliopsida; Rosales; Cannabaceae. Bases 372 to 1559 code for a protein of 395 amino acids. The record is from RefSeq and is a predicted model, not a curated record. The transcript is spliced from 2 exons. Gene Ontology annotation, molecular function: protein binding.